Messenger RNA from Dermatophagoides farinae (American house dust mite), 465 nucleotides. Lineage: Eukaryota; Metazoa; Arthropoda; Arachnida; Sarcoptiformes; Pyroglyphidae. The record is from RefSeq and is a predicted model, not a curated record.
AUGACAAAAACAUGUGGCGGUGGUGGUGGUGGCGGACCAGCAGGAUUAGGUGGCCUUGGAAAUAUCCUUGGUGGUGGUGGACCUAGUGGCGGCGGUUUUCAAGGUGGUGGUCCCGGUGGCCUUGGAUUUGGUCUCGAUGGUGGUCGUGGUGGUGGCGGCGGCGGCAAUGUUCUCCAACAAUUGGGUGGUCUUGGUCAACAAGGUGGAUUCGGCCAAGGAUUGGGUCAAGGAUUAGGUCUUGGUCAACAAGGUGGUGGUGGUGGUUUUGAUCUUGGAAAUCUUGGACUCGGUAAUCUUGGCUUAGGAAAUCUAGGCGGCGGUGGAGGCGAUGGACUUGGUCUCGGUGAUCUUGGCUUAGGAAAUCUAGGCGGAGGUGGGGGUGGGGGUGGCGGUCUUGGUGAUAUUGGUGGUCUCGGUGGACUUGGAGAUAUCGGUGGUUUUGAUCCGAUCGGAUUAGUUGGCUAA